GUGAUUGUGAUAAGAACAGUAUAAAGUCCAAUGUGUGAAUAUCCACGAGCUCUUCGCUGUACGUUGAAAAUAUUGUGUUUCUCUAAAGUUUCCGAAGAAAGGAGACGUUUCCUUCUAAAGCAAAUAAAGCAGAAAAUUCAUAAUUGCUAUUACCGUUACUACGCUUCGUAUCUAACAAAGAGUACUACAAAGGUAUCCUUGAUAACAAUACACCUAACUCCGACUUUGAAGAACACGACAAUAGCAGUAGCUGCGAAGAUUAGAUGA
Acanthoscelides obtectus is the source of this 267-nucleotide messenger RNA. The record is from the annotation of a GenBank genome assembly. NCBI's taxonomy places the organism in Eukaryota, Metazoa, Arthropoda, Insecta, Coleoptera, Chrysomelidae.